Molecule: messenger RNA, 1277 nt
Organism: Oncorhynchus keta (chum salmon)
Lineage: Eukaryota; Metazoa; Chordata; Actinopteri; Salmoniformes; Salmonidae
Exons: 2
Coding region: 171-863 (230 amino acids)
Source: RefSeq, a predicted model, not a curated record
ACGCUCACUGGGAGGUGCUGGAAACAAGUAUGGGGUUGUUGUUAUAUUCAUCGUUUUAGUUGAUGCGGGGGAAAAGAUAAUCGCAUGCCAUAGCAGAGUUGUUAAAUUAUUGGUUUGAAUUGCUUGUCAUAUCCUACUUCAAACACAUUUUAUUGUCACUGAGUAACACAAUGGAUAUUAUUGAGACGGUUGUAACAGAGAGUAUUGAAGUAGAUGAAACUCCAACGGCGUCCAGUUUGGCAACAGAUAAAUCGAAAGCAGAGUUUGUAUGGACUUUACAAGCCACAUGGGAACUUGUCCAAACCCGCCUCGAAAUGGACCAGGACUUUGACCAGCCAGUGUGCAAGAAAAAGAAACUGUGGGAGACAGUGGCUGAGAGAGUGACUGCCAAGCUAAGAGCAGCUGGGAGCAAAGAUGUCACAGUCAAGGCAUAUGAGUGUGAUCUGAAGUGGCGUAACAUGUUGGCCACAUACAGGAAAAAUGCUGAGAGGUCCAAGAGACUGGGGGCCCAGAGUGUCCACUGGGAGUUCUUCAAGGCCAUGCAUGAGGUCCUGGGGAAGAGUCGGGAGGAGAUCGAGGCACAGCGCAGGUCCAAACUCAACGGGACCAAGCUGGGCAAGGCUAUUGCCAGCAAGCGGUUUACCCCCAUCCUUCCUACACCCUCCCUGACAGCUGCCCCCUUUGCUUCCAGGCCCCCCCAGGAUGUCCUGCAGCUGUACAUGGAGCUGCAGGAGAGGAAGAUGAACAUGUGGGCCCAGCAGAAGGCCCUGGAGGAGAGGAAGAUAGAGGCCAUCAAUAAUCUAGCCCGUGCAAUCUCCAGUUUGUCUCACAGUCAAAACAACAGUUUCCAGCUGCCAGAGUAGCAGUACAGCACACCCGAGCAGAGGAGUUCUCAUGGAACUAAAAACUUUUGGAUUUUGUGUAAUAUAUAGAAGCUUGUGCAUAGAAUGAAAGACAUCAUGCAAAUGUUUCUUAAGCGUUCAACCAUUCAGCUACUUUGUGUUGUUAUGAUUUGUCAUUGUAUACGUUUUUAUUAUGCUAUAAUAACACCAUUUGACAAAGGAGUUCACUGCAGGAAUUCCCUGUAAUACCUGUGAAUGAGAAGAAGGCUACACGGGGCAUAUUGUACAUAGAUCUGCCAUAGGAUACAAAUAAUCCUACAUAUGUAUAAAAUACAAGAUAUUGCUGUGAUACUCUUCCUUUUAACAGCAUUUAUAUUGUAUAUUUUAUUAUCUCAAUACAAACACAAUUAUAAAUCACUUUAUGUACUUCCAGAA